Molecule: messenger RNA, 462 nt
Organism: Aspergillus melleus
Lineage: Eukaryota; Fungi; Ascomycota; Eurotiomycetes; Eurotiales; Aspergillaceae
Exons: 1
Coding region: 1-462 (153 amino acids)
Source: RefSeq, a predicted model, not a curated record
AUGAGGGCGCUGGUCCUUCUCAUGAAUCCAAACCACGACAAAAUGUUUGGCUGGAAUUUCCUCUAUCUCUUGGAGAGCCCUAACGGGACUAUAGAGUUUCGGAGGGGUGCUGCAAGUACGUCUGCGCAAAGCGUUUUUGUCUGCAUAGAAGUGGCAAUGUCGUUUAUAGAAGCCGCGAUUCGUCUAGGCGACCCUCAGAAACUUGAGAAGACCCCCGCGACAGUUGGUGGCCUCAAGUGGUUUAUUAGGGCUGCCAAACUUCCAGAAAACAUCCCGGGAUUAUAUGACUCUAGGUAUCUCAACCACUUCUUUUCUGGCAAGAGCGACGGUGCCCUUCGUGAGCCAAAGCCUCUCGGGAAUCUGUCAGACGAUCGUCUCAACAAGCUCAAGAAAAAGAAAGACGAAGAUAAGAAGAAGAACGUUGCUAGAGCAAAGAUGCUCCAAGAACCAUACUGGAGCUAG